This is a messenger RNA of Saprolegnia parasitica CBS 223.65, 2292 nucleotides long. RefSeq lists its product as hypothetical. Bases 38 to 2236 code for a protein of 732 amino acids. The record is from RefSeq and is a predicted model, not a curated record. Gene Ontology annotation, cellular component: cytosol. NCBI's taxonomy places the organism in Eukaryota, Oomycota, Saprolegniomycetes, Saprolegniales, Saprolegniaceae. The transcript has 17 exons.
AACCUAUAGUGUGGAUCUUGUCGAAACGACGCGCAACAUGGCGGCGACCAAGUCCCGGACCGGCCGCAAGGUACUCGAUACCAAAACCGGCAAGAUCGUCGCAGAGCUCAAGGAAGACUCGAUUCGCCUACGCGUCUUUGAUCCAGAGAACACCGACGUCGCCACCAACCCAUACCGAGCCAUUACCCGCGCCAACCUCCGCUUAAAGGUCGUCAAUCGGCUCUUUCACUGCAACGCAUAUUAUGCGCGUGACCCAUUUGGCAUGGUGCUAUGGCCGCGCGAGUGGCAGCUCAAGAUGAUGCCUGCGACGCUCUCCGAGCCGUGGUGCUACGACAUCGUCGAGAGCGACGAGCCGCUGCCCUAUGAUGAUGCUAUGGACCCGCGCUACGAAGGCUACACGGUGAUUAAAGUGGCCAAUGUCCCGAAAGAGUGCACCGAGAUGGACUUACGGCACUGGCUUCUCCACGGCCUUCUCAUGGACUACGACCAAAUCCACGACGCAAAGUUCAAGCUCUCGGUGCUGGAAAAGAAGAAGGACCUCCUCCUCGACCGCCUCGAGACCGUUGGCACGAUGCAAGUGAGCGGAAAGAAGGCGGAGCAGGUCGACACGCGGCAGCAAGUCACGCGGGCCAUCAAUGCGCAACAGCAAACCUUGGACAAUCAAAUUCAAACGACAAAGGAGUGCAUCAAGCGCUGGACGCGGCUCUUUCUGAGCGAACCCGUCACCCUGAGUUACCUCAAAGACGGCACCGAGCACCGGUUUGUCGACGCGGCCAAGGAAAACGAGAAGGAAAAAUACCACUGGUUCGCCGACUUUACGAGUCUGCGUGGCCACGACCUUGCGCUCAUGGCCAUCCACAAACGCGACUGGGGGGACCUCCGCUUGGCCAAAACGCGCCCUGUACCGUCCGUCUCGUGCGACGAAUUUGACGACCCAUCGCUGGAAGUCAACAUGCGCAUGGUGCGCAUCUCCCGCGUCAAGCACGGCCCUGGCGAUUUCUAUGCCACCGACGACCUGCCGACCGACGAUGACUUUCAUUUUAGCUCGAUCGAUGCCAUGUACCGUGGAGCGUGGGUCGACGGCACAAAGCAUGACCCCAAGGCCAUCGAGUACACGAAUUAUGGCGUCUACAAGGGCAGCUACGAGUACAACGUGCGACGCGGCUACGGGGUCAUGGUCUAUGGCCGCGGCGACGAAUAUGCGGGCGACUUUGACGUCCCUCGGUCCAAGUACGAGCUACGACCCAAGCCCGAACCGUACCCUAAGCCCGUGCUGCCAACGCAAUUCCAAAUCGGUGUCCCUCACGGCACAGGGACCAUCAAGUUUGCAGAUGGCGCCACGUACGAAGGCGAGAUGGAGAACGGCCAGGUCACGGGUCGUGGGCGCUACGUCUCAUCCGCGGGUGUAAUCGAAGAAGGCAUCUUCUUCGAAGGUCUCUUGCACGGUCCUGGGUACCGCAAGGAGCCCAACGGGCUGUGCGAGGAAGGUGUGUUUGAGCACGGCGUUCUGAACGGACUGGGGACGCAGACCAACCAGUACAACGACGUCUAUCACGGCUCGUUUCGAGAUGGUGCCAAGUGCGGCCGCGGUGUGCUGGAAUCCCACGACGGCAGCACAUUGAGAGCCUUUUGGUACAAUGAUCUGCCCUCUGGUCGUGGCGACCUCGCGUACCACCAGACGUUGCCGUCCGAUCCAGAGACCAGUGUUCGGUUUCUGUAUGAAGGGUCGUUUAGUCAAGGCAAGGUCAAGGGCCGCCAUCGCCACAUUGACGUCGACCACGCGACGAUCGGGCACAUUCCUUUCACGACCUAUGGAAAGAGUCCCGUGCACUUGGCCUAUCCCAUGGCCUUGGGCAGUGCGCUCUACAAGCAGCAGUGGCGCCGACACAAAAACCUCCGUCGGCGCGCCGAUCGUGAGGAUGCCUACAAGGACGGCCAAGAGCGCGCGAAUCUCAAACUCUACUACGAGCUGCUCGAUGAUUUUUACGAAGCGUGGGCCGACCACGUUCGAUCGCUGAGCCACCCGGACGCGCCCCUGACCGAGGAGCAGCUCUUGCGGCAGCGCCAAGAACGGCUGCGCAUUGGCAAACCGAAGAAGACGCUGGCGCACUUUCCAUCCUAUCUCCAGCGGGUGCCGCUUCGGUUCAAGGAUGCAAUUACAUUGGGGCUCUUAGCGCAUGAGAAUGCCGAAGAAGAGACGCGCAUACGCCGACGCCUCGUCGUUCCGCCAGAGUAAUCACGCGGCGUGGUUGGCCCACAACGACGGCCGACGAGCUCCCACGUCAGUGGUAC